Molecule: messenger RNA, 1459 nt
Organism: Bactrocera tryoni
Lineage: Eukaryota; Metazoa; Arthropoda; Insecta; Diptera; Tephritidae
Gene: Trmt61
Product: tRNA (adenine(58)-N(1))-methyltransferase catalytic subunit TRMT61A
Exons: 4
Coding region: 54-1028 (324 amino acids)
Biological process (GO): tRNA methylation
Cellular component (GO): tRNA (m1A) methyltransferase complex; nucleus
Source: RefSeq, a predicted model, not a curated record
GUUUUCUUUAAAUUAUUGAACUAAACAUUUAUCAGCAAGUAAGAAGUUAUAAUAUGAGUUUCCUAAAGCCAAAAGAAGUAAUUGAAGAGGGUGAUACAGUUAUACUUUAUCUCACUGUAAAUUCGAUGCAUGCCAUUGAAGCAACACCAACAAUAGUCAACAAAAAGGGCGAAACCAUUGAAUAUAUAUUUCAAACCUCAUACGGCGCGUUAAAGGUGCGCAAUCUAAUUGGUGUCACUUAUGGUUCGCGGGUGGAACUCUCGAAAGGGUGGGCCUAUGUACUGCAGCCAAAUCCUGAAUUGUGGACCCAAACGCUGCCGCAUCGCACACAAAUCAUUUACACACCCGAUAUUAGUAUGAUACUCUUCCAACUCGAAGUUCGCCCUGGUUCAGUGAUAGUUGAAUCUGGUACUGGCUCAGGUUCACUGUCACAUUAUUUUUUACGUGCUAUUAAACCUUAUGGUCAUUUGCACACAUUUGACUUCCACGAAGCGCGAGUGCAACAAGCGCGUGAAGAAUUCGAACGACAUGGUUUAGGUGAUUUUGUAACCGUUUAUCAUCGCGAUGUGUGUCAACUGGGUUUUAGCAAUGAGUUGGAAGGCAAAGCGGAUGCAGUAUUUUUGGACUUGCCGGCACCUCAGCUAGCGGUACCAUUUGCUGCUAAAACACUUAAAACGGAAGGUGGACGUUUCUGUUCAUUUUCACCUUGUAUUGAACAGUCCCAACGUUGUUGCAUCGCUUUACAAGAACAUGGAUUCACAGAGAUUCGUUCAAUGGAAAUACUACAGCAGGAGCAUGUUGUUAAAACUAGAACAUUGCCCGUGCUAGAUUUAGAGUUCCUGAAGCACAAGAAACCCUCUUCUCAAAAAUUGGAUGAAUCGAGUACUAAUGAAAUCAAUGAAAAGACAGAUAAUUUAAAAACUCCGAAAGAAACCAAGAAAGUGCUCACAUCGUGUGCGCCACCUACCCUACCAGGCCACACAGGAUAUUUGACAUUUGCAACUCUUCCCCCAGCCUUCGUACGAUAGCAAAAGUUCUUCUACAAUUCAAUAUUAAAAAUAUGUUGUAGUACCAUAAAAUAAGUUUACAAUGUAUAAAUUGUCAGUUGUAUAAAUAUUUUUACAAACCCCCAAAAAACUAAUCAAGAUUGGCAUGUAAGUUUUAAUUUAAUUUGAUUCAGGUGAUUUAGCACAAUCAGAAUUUGAUGACACAUGUUAAAUGCAUAAUGAAAGGAUUUUAAAGAUUUACAGGACCGUACAUCAUAGUAUAAUUUACCUUUUACUACGAUGAUAUUCAUUUGCGACUUGGGCGUUUCAAAGGUGGUGUUAUAUCAGGAAGGCAUGAUUUUUGACAGUUAAUUCUCAGGAUUCAAAUACAUCGAAUAAUCUGCUUGAGUUUGUUAACUGCCCAUUUAUAUAUGUAUAUAUUUAUAUUGAAAUUUCAGUUUAACUAGCGGAAU